Abrus precatorius (Indian licorice) is the source of this 3146-nucleotide messenger RNA. RefSeq names its product LRR receptor-like serine/threonine-protein kinase ERECTA. Gene Ontology annotation, biological process: protein phosphorylation. The record is from RefSeq and is a predicted model, not a curated record. The coding region runs from base 147 to 3110 and encodes 987 amino acids. The transcript has 28 exons. Lineage: Eukaryota; Viridiplantae; Streptophyta; Magnoliopsida; Fabales; Fabaceae. Gene Ontology annotation, molecular function: receptor serine/threonine kinase binding; ATP binding; protein kinase activity.
AGACUAUCACAGCAGAGAGAGAAAGAGAAGAGAAGAGAUAGGCUGAUGUGAUGUGAUUCAACAACGAAACCUCUGCUUCAUCUGUAACUCUCCCAAACGAAACUCACAUCAUUUCAACCACUUCUGCACAAGGCCUUUCAUGCACUAUGCCCAUGGCAUUCCGGUUGGGAGUUGGACUCCACAUUCUGCUUUUUCUCGUUUGUUUGAAUUCAAUCAGUUCGGUGAAUAAAGACGACGGAGCGACGUUGUUGGAGAUUAAGAAAUCGUUGAGGGAUGUGGAUAACGUUCUAUAUGACUGGUCAGACUCACCUUCAUCAGAUUAUUGUGCGUGGAGAGGGGUCACAUGUGAUAAUGUUACCUUCAAUGUGGUUGCACUCAAUCUUUCGGGAUUGAAUCUUGAGGGCGAGAUUUCACCUGCUAUUGGGAGUCUUAACAGCUUGGUUUCUAUUGAUCUCAAGGAAAAUCGUCUAACUGGCCAGAUUCCAGAUGAGAUUGGUGAUUGUUCUUCUUUGAAAAGCCUGGACUUGUCAUUUAAUGAUAUUCGAGGAGAUAUACCAUUUUCAAUUUCCAAGACGAAGCAACUGGAAAAUCUCAUUUUAAAAAAUAACCAGCUAAUUGGACCAAUUCCUUCAACUCUGUCUCAGAUUCCUAACUUGAAAAUUCUAGAUCUGGCACAAAAUAAUCUUAGCGGGGAGAUACCGAGACUUAUAUACUGGAAUGAAGUUUUGCAAUAUCUUGGUUUGCGAGGUAACAAUUUGGUCGGCUCACUUUCUCCUGAUAUGUGCCAGUUAACUGGAUUGUGGUAUUUUGAUGUGAGAAACAAUAGCUUAACGGGCAGUAUUCCUGAUAACAUAGGCAAUUGUACUGCCUUCCAGGUCUUGGAUUUAUCGUACAACAAGCUAACUGGAGAGAUACCAUUCAAUAUUGGGUUUCUGCAAGUAGCAACCCUGUCAUUGCAGGGCAAUAAACUCUCAGGGCAUAUUCCAUCAGUGAUUGGUCUGAUGCAAGCACUUGCUGUCUUAGAUUUGAGUUGUAACAUGUUGAGUGGACCAAUACCUCCUAUUUUGGGAAAUUUGACCUAUACCGAAAAAUUGUAUUUGCAUGGAAACAAGUUGACUGGCCUCAUCCCUCCAGAGCUAGGAAAUAUGACCAAGCUUCAUUAUUUGGAAUUGAAUGAUAACCAUUUAAGUGGACAUAUCCCACCCGAGCUUGGAAAGCUUACUGAUUUGUUUGACUUAAAUGUCGCUAAUAACAGCCUUGAAGGUCCAAUUCCCAAUAAUCUAAGCUCGUGUAAAAGCCUUAACAGCCUCAAUGUGCAUGGGAAUAAGUUGAGUGGAACAGUCCCCUCAGCUUUUCAGAGCUUGGAGAGUAUGACCUAUCUGAAUCUUUCGUCAAACAAUCUUCAAGGCUCCAUUCCAAUUGAACUUUCACGGAUUGGCAAUUUGGAUACGUUGGAUAUUUCAAAUAAUAAUAUAAGUGGUUCUAUUCCUUCUUCCCUUGGUGACUUGGAACAUCUUCUAAAGCUGAAUCUGAGCAGAAAUCAUUUAACAGGGUUUAUUCCAGCAGAAUUUGGAAAUCUAAGAAGUGUCAUGGACAUUGAUCUUUCAAAUAAUCAACUCUCUGGUUUGAUUCCUGAAGAACUUAGUCAGCUUCAGAACAUGAUAUCCCUGAGACUACAAAAGAACGAAUUAUCUGGGGAUGUGUCUUCACUUGUGAAUUGCCUUAGUCUUUCUCUGCUCAAUGUCUCUUAUAACAACCUAGUUGGUUUUAUUCCCACAAGCAACAAUUUUUCCAGGUUUUCCCUUGACAGUUUCAUUGGGAACCCUGGUCUGUGUGGCUAUUGGCUGAAUUCAGCUUGUCAUGGAUCUCACCCUACAGAAAGAGUUACGUCGUCUAAGGCAGCUAUCCUAGGAAUUGCUCUUGGUGCCCUUGUGAUUCUUCUUAUGAUAUUACUGGCAGCUUGCCGACCACAAAAUCCAGCUCCUUUCCCUGACGGAUCUUUUGACAAACCAGUUAACUAUUCACCUCCGAAGCUAGUGAUUCUUCAUAUGAAUAUGGCACUUCAUGUGUAUGAUGAUAUCAUGAGGAUGACUGAAAACCUGAGUGAGAAGUAUAUAAUUGGGUAUGGUGCAUCAAGUACAGUUUACAAAUGUGUUCUGAAGAAUUGCAAGCCAGUGGCUAUCAAGAAGCUGUAUUCCCACUAUCCGCAAUGCUUGAAAGAAUUUGAGACUGAGCUUGAGACAGUUGGCAGCAUUAAGCACCGGAAUCUGGUCAGUCUCCAAGGGUACUCUUUUUCUCCACAUGGAAACCUUCUCUUUUAUGACUACAUGGAAAAUGGCAGUCUAUGGGAUCUUCUUCAUGGACCUACCAAGAAGAAAAAGCUCGAGUGGGAUCUUCGUCUAAAAAUAGCACUUGGGGCAGCUCAAGGGCUAGCUUAUCUACACCACGAUUGUAGUCCCCGUAUCAUUCACAGAGAUGUGAAAUCAUCUAAUAUUUUAUUAGACAAAGACUUUGAGCCCCAUCUCACCGAUUUUGGCAUUGCCAAAAGUCUAUGCCCCUCCAAGUCCCACACUUCAACUUACAUAAUGGGCACAAUUGGCUAUAUAGAUCCUGAGUAUGCUAGAACUUCCCGGCUUACUGAGAAGUCUGAUGUGUAUAGCUAUGGUAUCGUAUUACUUGAGCUGCUAACUGGGAGGAAAGCUGUUGACAACGAAUCAAACCUGCAUCAUUUGAUUUUGUCGAAGACAACUAAUGAUGCCGUAAUGGAAACCGUUGAUCCGGAUAUUACUGCCACAUGCAAGGACGUGGGAGCAGUAAAAAAGGUUUUUCAGCUUGCUCUCUUAUGUACAAAGAAGCAGCCAGUUGAUAGGCCUACAAUGCAUGAGGUAACACGCGUGCUAGGAAGUCUUGUGCCAUCCAACGCCACCCAAAAACAAUCCACCCCAAUCCAAACACUACCUGAUUCACAGCCAUCUGCUAAAAUGCAAUGCUACAAAGAUGAAUAUGCAAAUCUUAAAACUCCACACUUGGUGAAUUGCCCAUCCAUGAGCUCAUCUGAUGCCCAACUCUUCCUCAAGUUUGGUGAAGUCAUAUCUCAAAACAGUGAGUGAGGAUUUUGAGAAUCAAAUUGAAAAUCAAUGUAUAUU